Messenger RNA from Monopterus albus (swamp eel), 2764 nucleotides. RefSeq names its product desumoylating isopeptidase 2. The record is from RefSeq and is a predicted model, not a curated record. Bases 51 to 644 code for a protein of 197 amino acids. Lineage: Eukaryota; Metazoa; Chordata; Actinopteri; Synbranchiformes; Synbranchidae. Gene Ontology annotation, molecular function: deubiquitinase activity. Gene Ontology annotation, biological process: protein deubiquitination. The transcript has 5 exons.
GGCGUGUGGAGGUGCUGUCAGCGUUUGCCUUUCCUGCUCAGGUUUAAACCAUGGCCAAUGAACCUGUGAUCCUUAACGUGUAUGACAUGUAUUGGAUAAAUGAAUAUACUUCCAAUCUGGGCAUUGGAGUCUUCCACUCAGGCAUUGAGAUUUAUGGCAGAGAAUUUGCGUACGGCGGCCAUCCAUACCCUUUCAGUGGCAUCUUUGAAAUCAGCCCCGGCAAUGCUGCUGAGCUGGGAGAGACAUUCAAAUUCAAGGAGGCCAUUGUUUUGGGCACCACAGACUUCACAGAGGAGGACAUAGAUAAAAUCAUGGAGGAGCUUGGUAAAGAGUUCAAAGGAAACGCAUACCAUCUAAUGCAUAAAAACUGCAACCACUUCUCUUCCUCACUGUCUGAGUUGCUGUGUGGACGGGAAAUCCCUCGCUGGGUCAACAGACUGGCCUACUUCAGCUCUUGCAUCCCCUUCCUGCAGAGCUGCCUACCUAAGGAGUGGCUAACCCCAGCCGCCCUGCAGAGCCACAUCAGCCUCGGUCUUCACAAAGAGGAGCAGAAUGAGUCAAGUGACGAGGACCCUUCAUCCCCACCCGGGGCAGCUGCCGCCGGCUCAGGCUCCUCCCGCAGCUGUCGCCACACGAGGGUGUGAACUGUCUACACGUACACUGACCUCCGGACCUCCCUGCUUUUGCUCCUAGUGUCUCAAGUGGCAUUAGCAGGCUUGAACAACCACCUGACCUCAUACUGUUUGUCUUCUGAGUAAAGAGGAAGGAAAGGAAGAGUCUUCUGAACAUGGAGAGAGCUGCUGCCACAGACGUCAGACUAAAAGAGACCCUGCCUGUCCUGUCUACAGAUGACAGACAAACUCUGACCUGAGGCCUGAGCACUAAAGCAUGGCUCAGACUUAAACAACAACAACAACCACUUGUAGAUCUGAAGUUUGUAGUACCUUAUAAUUAUUCUUUUCCAUGAACUUAAAACCUUUGUCAGCCUUGUUCCCUGCCCUGCCUUCAGAGCUGCUUUUGUAGAAUAAACCUGAGACUACUGAUAGUGACAUUACCAGGAAACUGCUACUCUGCUCAGUUUCAACAAGUUCUUCAAUAACCUCUAUGUGGCCUUCAGUUGAUAUUGUUGACUCUGCUUUGUUUGUGUUGAGCUUUAGUAGUUUACUUUGGCCAUUUUUUUGAAGGCUAGGGGAUUAAAGAGGGUUUGACUCUUCCUAGAAUUCAUUUGGAACUCAUAAAAUUGUUGCAUGUUGAAAGAAUUGAAACAUCAUCCAACUAAAGCGAGAUGCCACACUUCUGGCCGUUGAGUAUUUCUUCUCAUGUUCCUUUUGUAAAACAAAUGAUCCAACCUGGAACGUGUUUUAAACAGUGAACUGGCAGUCAGCUGCCAGUGUAACCAGUUCAUCAAUGGUUGUAAACAAUCAAAGGCAAAUGCUGUUCACACAGCCCCAGGCAGCCCAGUCACUAUCUGUAUACAUCUCAGAGACACAAAGACAAAGAACGUCAAGCUGCUACUCUGACAACCUUUGACUUUGUAACCCAGUACAGUUUUGUCUAUGCUUUUAUAUCCAAAUAGUAUUUACAUUAUAACAGUGUGAUAACUCCAGGAGAUGUACAUUUACACCUGUGAUUGUUCCUGGGUGAUACUGGUGUCAUCACCUUUUUAACUAUUGCUGCCAUGGUAAAAAAAAUCCUGAUAAUUUAGUAUUCUGUUUUAAAUUGCAGGAAUCCUUUAGGCAGUAGUUUGACAUUUUGGAAAAUAAAUACUCCUAUUUAUUUUGUUCCUGAGAUAUACAUAAGAAAAUCAAUACAAUUGUCACAUCUUUAUGGUUAACGUGAAGCUACAAUCACCAGUCAGUUAGCUUAUGUUAGCAUAGAGAUUGGAAACAUGGGGAAACUGAUAGACCGGCUAUGUCCACAGAUAACAAACUCUGCCUACCAGCACCAUUAAGGCUCACAAACGUUAUAUUUAGUUUGUUUAAUCAUGCAAAACUCUGUUUUAUGGGGACUUAUGUGCCUUACUACAGUAUUGUUUGAACUGGACCAGCUGCUGGAUAACCAGUGGAGGUUCUAGGAUAUUACUGGUGACAUCGAAAAAAUAGUCAGGCACAUAACAUAACCCCGUCAAACAGCAAAUUUUUGUUUUUACAUUUCAGCUUUCGUACAGCUUAAAUAAACAAGGUGUAACAAGUUAAUUAGGAAGCCUAUGCUGAUAGGUAGAUUUCAUUAUCUUUGGACAGAGCCAGGCUAGCUGUUAUCCACAGUUUCCAGUCUUUAUAGUAAGCUAAGCUAAAUAGGUGUCGGCUCCAGCCAAAUAUGUACUGUACAUGAGUGAAGGCGAUAUCAUUCUUCUCCUCUGACUCGUGGGGAGGAAACGACUGAUCCAAAAUGUCAAAUGAUUCCUUUAACACCAUAUUUUUAUGUAUGAUUUAUUAUGUCAGAGGUUGAGUUGUUGCAGUGAGGAAAAACAUGAUGUCAUAAAGUUAUUUCUAAUCAUUGUAGAUUCGUAGAUGUUGGUGUAGAAUCUCAUUAAUGAGUACUUCCUCUCUUGAUACUGAUGAUGGUGGUGAUUAUAACAGUGAUGGUGGCAAACAUCAGCACCUUGUAGUUUUACUCAUUUCAGUUCAUGUUGCUUGCUUUUUUAAUGUAAAAGUUUAGUGAAUGAGGCCACAUGUGAUUUUAACCUUUCCCCCCUGCCUCCUGCUGCAGUGUGUUCACCCUUUCUCAGGAAAGAAGUCACAUGACUUGUAAUAGCGGCAGUCUA